AUGGAGAUUACGAACUUGGCCGAGUCCGUGUCGUAUCUGGCGAGUUUUUUCCACACCCUGCCACCGGAAAUGGUGCUUCGGCUCGAGUGCUCCCUAACUUUACUGAAGAGCGAACAGCACCUGGCCGCCUUGUAUUUCUUCGGUCAACUCGAAGCCCAAUCGGCGACCUACUGGCUAGCGUUCGGUACUCCGGAAGCGGAUCUGUUUCGCGAGCAAAAGUUAUUCUACAGUCGCAAUGCCACCGAUUGGUUCCUGCUGUUAGCCCCUAGCAAUCGUGAACCGACAGAAGAUUGGUCUUUGCUAUGCGAGGAUUUUACCGGUGAGGUUGGCUAUCGGUUUCGGUUGCCCGCGACCAAGCUUCAGGAGGACGGAGGUGAAGCGAACCAUCCGCGUUACGUGCUCGAACAGGACCGGCUGUGGUACGUCUUUCGAGCGCUACUCCGUGAAGCGUGCUGCGUACCGAGGGGUUUAAUUUAUCGCACCGAUACGAAGGAAACGAUCAGGAACACGCUGUUCCGCGGGUUAACCGAAGAGCAGCUCGGUGAUCUGGCCAACUACCAGCAUUUCCGGCUGCCGGAACGUAACGUGGAGGAGAAUCUCAGUGGCCGUCCGACCGACUGCAACCUAUCGAUGGAUGUGUUCGAUCGGAUUGAAGAUGUGGUGCCUCGUGGUCGAAGUUUCAGCCUACGAGUGGACGAUUCCGGUCGCUUCUCGUCCUGUAGCUCCCUGUGGUGGCUCGGUGCAGUCAGCUUCCUCAAAGCGAACGCGGGCGAUCUAUGGGGAUUUUACUACCGAGGUGAUGGCCGAAAGAAUUGGGAUCUUCCCUUUCAGAUUUAAGGUCACGAUCGGGGCCAAAUAAUGACGAGAAAAGUGCGAGGUCGAGAAAAUUCGGAAAAACCAACCAACACCGCGAAUUGUGCGCUUUAGCCAAGACACAUGUGUCUCGACUAAAAAUGCCACCGGUAGUUGAGCCAAUCGACCGCUUGAGGGCGCUCCAGUCGCUCGUCCUGUUUUUCGUGGAACUCAGCAUUUUCCGACGCGAAAACUCGCUCGCUAUCGGUCGGAAUUUCCCGGAUCGGAUCGUGGUUAGUUCAAGGUAGGCAGGCGGAUGGCCAUAGGAGGAGCAUAGGAAGCGCACAUACACAUACACAACCACAAAAACUGUCGUGGAGUACGAACGGUGGAACGAUAUUGCAUCGUGCUGCUUGCGUCAGCGAGGAAAGAGUCGCCUUCAAGUGGUAAUAAGUUCUAUUUAGCGCGCAAAAUUAAACCAGAAGUUAA
Messenger RNA from Anopheles aquasalis, 1281 nucleotides. It is a transcript of the gene Rsph9, whose product is annotated as Radial spoke head protein 9. Gene Ontology annotation, biological process: motile cilium assembly; axoneme assembly; cilium movement involved in cell motility. Lineage: Eukaryota; Metazoa; Arthropoda; Insecta; Diptera; Culicidae. The record is from RefSeq and is a predicted model, not a curated record. Gene Ontology annotation, cellular component: axoneme.